AUGAAAAUAUUUCCAAGCACCAUAAAGCAGGAAGAAGAAAUAUUAGAAAUAAUAUUAAAUGAGAGAGAAGAGAUCAUAAUAUAUGAUACAAUAUAUAAAAAGUAUACAUUAAAUAUGAUACAAUGUGUAGAAAUAUUUAUAGAAGAAUAUUCUACAAAUAAAUUUAUUACAUUCUUAAAGGAAUUAAGUAUAAUUAAAUAA
This is a messenger RNA of Nematocida parisii ERTm1, 201 nucleotides long. RefSeq lists its product as uncharacterized. The coding region runs from base 1 to 201 and encodes 66 amino acids. The transcript has a single exon. The record is from RefSeq and is a predicted model, not a curated record. NCBI's taxonomy places the organism in Eukaryota, Fungi, Microsporidia.